Molecule: messenger RNA, 2043 nt
Organism: Perca fluviatilis (European perch)
Lineage: Eukaryota; Metazoa; Chordata; Actinopteri; Perciformes; Percidae
Product: KIAA1328 ortholog
Exons: 12
Coding region: 73-1887 (604 amino acids)
Source: RefSeq, a predicted model, not a curated record
UGAAAGAGAAAGGCGGGACUACAAUUCCUUAGCAACGCUUGGCUCCCUGGGAGUGGUGGCGGUUGUUUCAACAUGGCGGCAGCGGCAACAAAAAGUGGAAAUUCGGGGAUAUUUUGGAUGAAUGGUGUGUCUGAUGAGGAACAGCCUUUGGUGUUUGUUCCUGGAUUAGAAGGAGAGGGGAAGACUCAGACCCCUUUUAGUUUGAGAUCAGGCAGCAGCACCAGCACAUCCAGUAAAAGAGGUACCAAGAUGCGAGCCAGGCAUAGCUCUGAUUGCAAGAACGAGACCACACUAAGGAAAGUUGUCAAGAAACAGGGCUCCUCACAAAGUGAGCGCUCUGGGGUUUAUACCAAGGAAAAAGGGUCCAUCCAUCCCAGUGCUACUGUAGCUACAGAGCCCACCAUUUCUCCAGCUUUGGGUACUUUUAUCUCCUCAACACAGGUAAUCUCUGAGACCAGCAGAGCUAAGAGCCAGGUCUGUUUGAAAGACCUCUGUCCUGAAGAUAAGCGCCGGAUUGCAAACCUCAUCGAAGAACUAGCCAGAGUGAGCGAGGAGAAAGAAGAGUCAGUGCAGCGUCUGAAAGAUGAACAGGAAAAUUUUGAGUCCAAGAUCCAGAAGUUGGAACAACAGAACGUGAUCAUAGUUCAGGAAAGGGAGAGCCUGCAGCAGCAGUAUAGAGAGUGCCAGGAGCUGCUUGGUCUCUACCAACAAUACCUUUCUCAGCAACAGGCGAAACUUAACCAAUCCAUCGCCCAGCUCAGCCAGGCACCAGCCCAUAGCGAGGUGCUCCGCAGCGAGGAAGCCCACAGCAGAACAUCUACCAGCAGAGCUAAUGGUUCUCUCUUUGAUGGUUCAUACCUCAGCCUUGCGGCUACCCCAGCACAACAGCCUCAAGUGCACAGAAGUGGUGGUGGAGGAAGAGCAAUACAUACCCAUAGCAACCAUGCCUCUCUUUCCUGUGUUAGUGAGUUCAGUCCAACUGAUGGGACGAUCAAACAGCAUAGGAUUCAGAAAAGGGAGUGCAGGGAGCCACACUCAAAGUCCCACCACAGAUGUGAGCACUACCAAGGCAGUGGUCAAGACAGUGACUCUUGUCUAGAGAAUGGCCACCAUGACAACUUUAACCAGCAUGAGUGUAAAAGACUCCACAGUGGGAGUGCCAUUGGCUCAGAGGCCAAGGAAGCUCUGACCAGGCCUCUGUUGGGCCACGAGGACUGGGAGGAGAAGAGGCACCAGCUGCUACUGCAGAAGAUGCAGUUGGAGAUGGAGAGAGAGAGGCUGCAGGCACGGCUGGCUGAGCAGGAGGAGAGGCUCAAUAGACAGAAUCAGCAGCUAUGUCAGUCGCGUCUCGAUUACAGCAGGUUUCAACAAGCUACUCAAUCUGAUCUCAGCAGCUCAAACCCUAGAAAGGGAGAUCCACAGCCGGAGGGUCCCUCCCACCAAGAUUUACCCCCCAGUGUGUGUGAAGAUGCAAAGGUACAUCCUGCAGGACAGAGCAUGAAUGGAAAACACUCCCAAACUGUACCCGCUCUUCUGGACAAUGGCAAUGAGGCCUUAGAGAGGUCUAGAAAGGACAUGGCCACAUCUCCUGUUAAGUCCCCUGCAAGCCUGAGUAAGCCCACCUCAAUGGCUGUGAUCCAAAAGUCCCCUGAGGCCAGGUUGGACUUUUCUGUGAUUGAGUUAUUGGAUGUCUUUAGUCCUGUCUCUGCACCUGAGCUCAGCAAGCAGUCCUCUCGAAGACCCAAAACAUCGCAACGUAGGCCGGGCCUCUCUGCUCCCAAACCAGAGGGCAGAAUCCUGCUCCCCCCUGCUGGGUCUUAUCCUCAGAGUACCCAGCAGGACCUGGAAGAAAGCCAAAUACUGGAGGAUAUUUUCUUCAUUUGCUGACGAGAAGAAAAUGGGUCCAGUAACUUGAUAUUCACCGUUUUUUAAAAAAUUUUUUUUUAUAUAUAUAUGACAUUCUAAAUCAGAAUGAUCAUGUUGUAGAUUUUACUUUUGUUAUACUGUGGUUUUAAUACAAAUAAACACAUUUAUAUUUAUUCA